Cladophialophora bantiana CBS 173.52 is the source of this 369-nucleotide messenger RNA. RefSeq lists its product as uncharacterized. Bases 1 to 369 code for a protein of 122 amino acids. The transcript is spliced from 3 exons. The record is from RefSeq and is a predicted model, not a curated record. Lineage: Eukaryota; Fungi; Ascomycota; Eurotiomycetes; Chaetothyriales; Herpotrichiellaceae.
AUGGUCAAAAGUAAUGAUGUGAUCAAGGACUUCAACGACACGUUCAAUAUGACUGCUGAUGAGUUGGAGGAAUGGCUCGAGGGGUCUGCUUCGCGCGAGCCGGGCUGGUCAAAGGACGAUGACUCUGGCGACACCAUUGGCCAUGAAAGAGCUAUCCUGGCCGAUAGUGGAAGGCAGAUCGUUGAGAUCUCGAGGAAGAAUCCAGGCAAGGACCCCUCCAAGUAUGAUGAGCAAGACAUUGCGCAUAUGAGGAAGGUCGCGGCCUAUAACAAACGCCACCUUGCGCAGGAGGAAAAGACCGGGCAAGACAGUAACAGCAAAGCUUUCCGCAGUCUAAGGAACUGGGGUCACGAUGCUCAGAAGCCGUGA